AUGCCAGCAAGGCUUCUGACCCGCUUCUUGGCGUUUGCAAGUCUCUUCCGCUGGGCGCAGGCUGCUGUUGUACCAUUCGAGCUACAUCUGAGCCAUGGCGAAGCGGACCCGGUGGGCGCGGGAAGCCGCCGAGUCAUACUCAUUAACGGAACUUUCGUCGGACCCACUCUUAGGCUCACGCAAGGCGACGAAGCCGAAAUCACGGUUCGCAACUAUAUGCGGGAAGAUACUGCGGUGCAUUUUCACGGAAUUGCGCAAGCAUCCACUCCUUGGUCUGACGGAGUACCGGGACUUACACAGGGAAUGAUAAAGCCAGGCGCCUCCUUUGUGUAUCGAUGGACCGCCGAAGAAGGAGGAACCUAUUUCUAUCAUACACAUGUUCGCGCUCAGAUGAUGGAUGGGAUGUAUGGUUCCAUCGUGAUCGAGAAUGCGCCGCAAGCCAAGCGUCCUUUCGCGUUGAUCAGCAACGAUACGCACGAGCGCAAGAGCAUGCUUAAGGCGGAGAAGCACAUGCAGACCCUGCUGAUCUCAGAUUGGACGAGAUUCACGUCUUCCGAGUUCACGGCUGUGGAAGCUGCCGCAAAUGUGGACUUGGCCUGCAUGGACGCCAUUACCGUGAAUGGAAUCGGCUCCGAAUACUGCUUGUCGAUAGAAGAGCUUGACAGCAUGACCCACCCAGUCGUGCUUAGCAUGUUGCACGACUUGGGCGAGAAGCACUUGACCAACAAAGGCUGUAUCCCACCUUUCCCGGUGUUCCAAGGAGAUUUCGACCUGCAUCUCGAAAAUCUGCCGGACAGGGCCUACAAGAAGUGCAUUCCCGGCAUCAAUCCAAAAGGGAACUUCAGCCUUGAUGUCGACACAAGCGUCGGGUAUGCGGCCAUAACGUUCAUCAAUCCGGGCAGUCUAUAUCCUCUGCAGGUUUCGAUCGAUAGCCACGAUCUACACAUUUUUGCUGUGGAUGGGCAUUAUGUGCACCCACAGACAGUUGAUCGUAUUCUGGUCAACACAGGCAGCCGCAUCUCUGUGAUGAUUAAACUGGACCAGAAGCCCGCAAAUUACAACAUCCGCAUCGCCAACGACUACCUGAACCAGGUGCUCGGAGCGUUUGCAGAGCUGGCGUACGAUGGCACAAGCAAGAAAGCCGUCGAUGCGAUACCUAAAAUGGACUUUGCCGGUAGACCGUUGAAUCAGAACAUAACUUCAUGGAUACCUGAGCAUAGUCGGCCAUUUCCUGAUGUGAAGCCUGCUCGUCAUGCGGAUGCUUUGUUCAGGCUGACAUUGAAGAAGCUGGGCCGGCCGCACGGAGCGUAUGAGUGGACUUUGACCGGCAAGGAACGAUAUCAUGAGUCUCUUGAUGAUGUCAAGAAUCCGAACGACCCACUCCUACUCUCUGCUCCAUCAGACAUCCCAGAGAGCGAAUUGCUAUUGAGAACAAGCUCGGAGCAGUGGGUCGAUGUCGUCCUGGUUACGUUGGGUCCCUUCGCACAAGCACAUCCGAUGCACAAACACGGCAAUCGAAUUUUCUUGAUCGGCUCAGGAGGGGGAGAUUUCCCUUGGAAGUCGGUGGACGAGGCAAUGACGGUCCUGCCUGAAGGCACCUUCAAUCUGGAGAAUCCACCUUACCUCGACACUUUCAAUACGAUUGAGAUCCAGGGAGGCGAUGUCAACGCCACAUGGACCAUGGUAAGAUACGAAGUCAGCGCACCUGGAGCGUGGCUAUUCCAUUGUCAUGUCCAGACCCACUUGAGUGGUGGGAUGGGAAUGAUCAUCCUUGACGGAGUAGACAACUUUCCAGAAGUGCCGAUGGAGUAUCAAGAGUGGAAUGGCUUCAAGCAGACGGCUGUCGGCUGGGUGUGA
This is a messenger RNA of Fulvia fulva, 1857 nucleotides long. Its product is annotated as Multicopper oxidase CTB12. NCBI's taxonomy places the organism in Eukaryota, Fungi, Ascomycota, Dothideomycetes, Mycosphaerellales, Mycosphaerellaceae. The record is from RefSeq and is a predicted model, not a curated record. The transcript is spliced from 2 exons. Gene Ontology annotation, molecular function: oxidoreductase activity; copper ion binding. The coding region runs from base 1 to 1857 and encodes 618 amino acids.